UUUGCUUGUGCAGUUUUCGCGUUUCAGCAACUCAUCAUUACACACAAUUCAAGAGAUGAGGGUCAUGAACAGAAGUCACAAAGUGUCUAGGUAGCCCAAGGUACGCAUUUAAUUACACAUAUCCCGAUACUGUUGUUACGGCAAAGACCCGCACCAUAGAAAGCUUAUUCCCACCUCAACGUGCCCGCCAAGAUCUUUGACUCUAUUCCGACCGUUGGAGCGGUCGCUUCCGUCCCCCCAAGGCUCGCCAGACCCCCGUGUGCAACGUCGUCGCUCAAAACACCAAACGGGGCAUCUCGGCAAUGCUCCCUCCGAGCACUGGCGCUGAACCUGGAAGUUGCGGGCCGGCGGACAAUCCAUCCAUGUUCAUGAUAGCGGAAUGCAGUGAUAUAGCAUCAUGAUCUUCGUCUUUCAUUUCCUCUUUUCUUUUUCUUUUCUUCUUCACCUCAGGUCAUCGCCAAGAUGAAGACUGUCGCGGUUCUCUCUCUGCUGGCCUCGUUGGCCUCGGCGGCUUCGCUGACGCUGGUCACGGAGAACUUUGGUCCUAACCCCCGCAACAACCCCUUCUACAUCUACGUCCCCGACGUCCUUCCCCCCAACCCAGCCAUCCUCGUCAACCCCCACUGGUGCCACGGCACCGCUCCCGCCGCCUUCUCCGGCUCCCAGUACGCCACCCUGGCCUCCCAGCAUGGCUUCAUCGUCAUCUACCCCCAGUCCUCCCCCGCCCAAGCAAACUCGGACAAGUGCUGGGAUGUCUCCUCCAAGGAAACCCUCACCCACAACGGCGGCGGCGACUCCCUCGGUGUCGUCUCCAUGGUCAAGUGGACAAUCAACAAGUACAACGCCGACCCCAAGCGCGUCUUCGUCACCGGUGUCUCCUCCGGCGGCAUGAUGACCCAGGUGUUGCUUGGAUCUUACCCCGAUGUGUUCGCUGCCGGUGCCGCCUUUGCUGGCGUUCCCUUUGGCUGCUUCGCUCCUGCUGGGAACAACACCGGCGCCUUUGGCUACUGGAGCGAUGAUUGCGCUAAGGGGAGGGUGACCAAGACUCCGGCUCAGUGGGCCGACUUGGUCAAGAGCGCCUACCCGGGGUAUGAUGGGUGGAGGCCAAAGUUGCAGUUGUUCCACGGGACGAAUGAUGAGAUUUUGGAUUAUGUCAACCACCAGGAGGGGAUUAAGCAGUGGGCUGAGGUGCUUGGGGUUGGGAUCACACCUGUUAGUGUUACUCCUAAUACUCCUAUCAGCGGGUGGACGAAGAGUGUGUAUGGUGCGGAGGGUUGGUUGGAGGGGUAUAGCGCUGCCGGGGUGCCGCAUGAUAUUCGGGUGCAGAAGGCGACGGUGAUGGCUUUCUUCGAGCUGGCUUGCAAGGGGGAGGAUUGCUUCCGGUGGGGGGAUGGCGAGUGGUGUGAUGCUGAGCCUAGUGCUACGACGAGCUCGGUUGUGGUUUCGACGACGGGGGCGCCGGUUACGACGACGAGCACGAGCUCAACCAGUGUGAGAGUGACGACUCCUAGCGCUACUAGCACCAGCUCGAGGGUGACUACCACGUUUGUGACUUCUACUUCUACCGCUGCGCCAGUUGUCGGCCAGCCUUUGUGGGCACAGUGCGGUGGCAUGGGAUUCAACGGUCCAACAGCAUGUGCCGUAGGAACCUGCACCGUCUACAAUCCCUAUUACGCUCAGUGCGUCCCAAGGACAGGGGUUCCCAUCUGGUAACCAUCUCGAUGGUCACCAUAUCACCAAGUCAUCGGACAAGGUUUACGUCAAAUGAGUGUGUAAAUAUUGUCAAAGCUACAUAAAGAUCCCCCCAAAUAAAAGUUUCAAUCCACCCCCAACAAU
Messenger RNA from Podospora pseudocomata, 1836 nucleotides. RefSeq lists its product as uncharacterized. Bases 463 to 1713 code for a protein of 416 amino acids. NCBI's taxonomy places the organism in Eukaryota, Fungi, Ascomycota, Sordariomycetes, Sordariales, Podosporaceae. Gene Ontology annotation, molecular function: cellulose binding; hydrolase activity. Gene Ontology annotation, cellular component: extracellular region. The record is from RefSeq and is a predicted model, not a curated record. The transcript is spliced from 4 exons. Gene Ontology annotation, biological process: carbohydrate metabolic process.